CUGACAUCAAAUGCUGAUGUCAGACUUAAAAGUAAGAGAAUUUUUUAUUUUUUCGUCCUUAAACCUAAAAUAUUUUACUAAGCAGGCAAAAACCAAGUAUUAUUUCAGCCAGUCCAGCUGGACAUGUGGUGAAAAAAAAGCAUUUGAUAUUAUGUAAAAUGUGUCUAUUUCAUGCACUUUAUAUAAAUGCCGAUAUGUUUACAGGUUAUGGAGACAUCACUAGAGUUUCUGCCUCAGGUGCUUCUGAGAAGACUUCUCAGCAGGAUAGACUGGGUUACUCUGGUGUGGAGGCAUCAGAAAAAAUGGCCCAAAUGGAUUCUGGAAGAAUGAAUAAGUACAAAUCAAAAAUCAACAGUUUGGGAAGUCAGUGCGGUAUUGAUCCGGCCCUUAUUGCUGCCAUCAUCUCCAGAGAGUCCAGAGCUGGAAACGUCCUGCGUAACGGAUGGGGGGAUCACGGUAACGGCUGGGGACUCAUGCAGGUGGAUAUUAGAUAUCACCAAAAGGAAGGAGACUGGGACAGUGAGGAGCAUCUCCGCCAAGCUACAGGGAUCCUUGUUCAUUUCAUUAAAAGGAUUCAGAACAAGUUCCCGAACUGGAGCAGAGAGCAGCAGCUGAAAGGAGGAAUAGCGGCCUACAACACGGGGGAUGGAAAGGUCCAUUCAUAUGAAAAUGUGGAUCAACACACAACUGGCAAAGAUUACUCCAAUGAUGUUGUUGCCAGAGCCAAAUGGUACAAAAGAAACGGUUUCUAAAGUGUGCGGCUGAUAAACCAGAGUGUAUCCAGCUAAAAAGAAAAAAUACUUUCAUGCAUGCAUCUGUUUUAGAUUAUGCUUGAUUUAUGCUUCAGCAAUCUGUUUAGGUUUCUAUUUAGUCGGAGCAAAGCUGGUGGAAAAGUCAUGUUUAGAAUCAACAGUGUCCAUUAUGUUAAAUCUGAUGCUUAAGGAGAAAUUCAUGUACUGUGCAGAAUGUUUUGCAUUUGUAAUCAUAAACCGCUGAAUAAGUUUGAAUAAAAUGGUAA
Messenger RNA from Poecilia latipinna (sailfin molly), 1018 nucleotides. RefSeq names its product lysozyme g-like. Gene Ontology annotation, biological process: peptidoglycan catabolic process; defense response to Gram-positive bacterium. Bases 159 to 752 code for a protein of 197 amino acids. The record is from RefSeq and is a predicted model, not a curated record. The transcript has 4 exons. Lineage: Eukaryota; Metazoa; Chordata; Actinopteri; Cyprinodontiformes; Poeciliidae. Gene Ontology annotation, cellular component: extracellular region. Gene Ontology annotation, molecular function: lysozyme activity.